CGACAUGACAGUUGCUGCUGCUGGGUCACACAAUGUACAGAAGGCAUAAACCGAGCACUCCAGAACACAAGAAGGAUUUUGCUGUGCAUGGAGCCACACUGCUGGGGCCACAGAAUGACAGAAGGUCUUUUUUCAACUUGUCUCAGCUUGUACUCUCUGCUGGCCAGCUCAGAUCACCACCCAUACUCAGGCAUUCAAAAAUCACUUACUUUGAAGUGGAAAUCCUUGAUGCGCAAAGUAAGAGGCAGAUCUGUGUGGUGGAUAAGGUACCUCCAUCAUCCACCCUCCUUGAUGUAAAACAUAAAUUUCACAAAGCAUGUCCCCAGUGGAACCCUUCCCGUAUUGGCCUGCGACUAGAACGCAAUGGGCCCUAUCUGAAGGAUUCCGCUAGCAUUCAAAGCUUGGCAGUUUCCUCCAUCAUUACGCUGUAUUUUACAGAUCUGGGUCAGCAGGUCAGUUGGACUACAGUUUUUCUGACUGAAUACAGUGGGCCUCUACUAAUCUACUUGCUCUUUUACAUUCGUCUCUCAAGUAUUUAUGUUGAAGAGGAGAGUACGGAGAGCUUCCGCCACCCAGUAGUUCACUUGGCCUGCUUCUGUCAUUGUUUACACUAUGCCAGAUAUCUUCUAGAGACGUUAUUUGUUCACAAGAUUUCUGGAGGGCACACGCCUCUGAAAAACAUGAUAAAGGGCUGUGCCUUUUACUGGGGAUUUACUUCUUGGAUUGCUUACUAUGUCAAUCACCCUCGAUACACUCCACCAUCAUUUGGCAACAGGCAAGUUAUUUUUGCUGCCCUCGCUUUUCUGAUGUGUGAAGCUGGAAAUCAUUUUAUCAACGUCGCAUUAGUCCAACAAAAUCACUCAGGGAAUAAAGCCUCUUUUCCAAGUCCAACUUACAACCCCUUCACAUGGCUAUUCACACUGGUUUCCUGUCCCAACUACACGUAUGAGAUUGGGUCUUGGAUUAGUUUUACGGUGAUGACACAAACGCUGCCAGUUGGAAUUUUUGCUUUCCUGAUGGCCAUCCAGAUGUCCCUCUGGGCCCAAAAGAAACACAGGCUCUACCUGAAGAAAUAUAAUAUGGGUGCGCUUAGGAAAACAGCCAUGAUUCCAUUCAUCUUCUAAGCUCUUCAAGCACUAGAAGCCCAUAUUCACUGUUUGAGAACUGUUUCUGGAAACAAAUGAACCCUUUCAUUUAGUAACCAAAGAAGGCUUAGGCAAGAAUUGUUGGGUAUCAUUUUCAGACAAUUAACAUCAGAAGGGGGUGUUUUGAAUUAAGUGAACAGAAUCUGGCUUUGAACCCUUGGUUUGUGUUAGAAGAUAUGAUUGAAUUAGAUUUUUUGCAAUGGAGUUAAUCAGGAGGAUAGGAAACUCUGUCUUGUGAAUGUUGGGCCAAAUCAUCAACUGGUGUCAAUGGGUGUUGCUCUGUUUCAAGCCCGUGGGGUGAUGCUGAUCUGCUCCCUGGGAGGAGCUGGCCCUUUUAAGGUUCAGUAGCAAAUGCAGAUCAGAUUCUAAGCGUUUUGCGUUGCAGGAAAUGCCACAGCUUUAACUGUAUUCAAAGCAGCAUGUUCUGCGUAAAUCCCUCUAAGCUGUACCACCAAACAGUGUUGGUUUAUAGAGUAUUAAUUAGGGUAGCUUUGCAGUUUUGUUUUACUGAAACAAUUCCUGACAACUGGCAAGUUGUUUGAUGAUGCAAACUGGCUUAAACUCAGCACUGUGGAGAAGUCUGUUGUUUUUUUUCCAGGAGGCAGCAUGGCCUAAGCGGAUUGAGUGAGUAUCAGGCAAAUGAAGUUCUAAUUCCAGUUUUAUGAACACAAGCACUGGCACAAUGGGUAAGACCAGUGGUCCAUCUAGCCCAGUAUUCUGUCUCCAACUGUGGCUGGUACUGGAGUGUCAGGGGGAGUGCUCAAAACAGGGCAAUUAUGGUGUGAUUCAUCCUUCUCUUCUCCUCCUGGCUUCUGGUAGUCCCAGGUUUAGGGUCACCCCAAGUAUGGCCUUACCUUGCCAUGUAUGUGCUCUGAUGCCAUGAGGAAAUCACUUGAAUCCAGAUGAUGACACCAUCUUUCAUGCUGAAUUAAUCACACCAGAAUUAAUGGAAUUGUUUGUGCAGUAAAGUAUCAGAGGGUAGCCGUGUUAGUCUGGGUCUGUAAAAGUAGCAAAGAGACCUGU
This is a messenger RNA of Gopherus evgoodei (Goodes thornscrub tortoise), 2168 nucleotides long. RefSeq names its product trans-2,3-enoyl-CoA reductase like (gene TECRL). Gene Ontology annotation, biological process: very long-chain fatty acid biosynthetic process. Bases 33 to 1124 code for a protein of 363 amino acids. The record is from RefSeq and is a predicted model, not a curated record. The transcript has 12 exons. NCBI's taxonomy places the organism in Eukaryota, Metazoa, Chordata, Testudines, Testudinidae. Gene Ontology annotation, molecular function: oxidoreductase activity, acting on the CH-CH group of donors.